AUGCAAGAAAUCAACGAACUCUCUUUCCGACGAUUGAAACUUGUACAUGAUUUCGUUAAUUGUCAACAAACACUCGCACAAAAACUGAAUUUAGCUGCUGGAGAUUAUUGUAAGGCGAAAUCUAUUCAUGGAUUCACACUCUCAUCAGUCGUACAACCUCAUGAAGAAAUGGAAUUGAUCCCUAGCGUCAGAAUUUUAGUUGACAAAAAGACUUUCCGUUUGAAGCAGGAGGAAGACAGCGACUCAUCACAGGUGAAAAAGCGAAACAAGUCAAAGAAAAAAACAGAAGAAGAAAGCGAAGAGAAGAAAUCAGAAUCAGAAAAGGAAACUAAGGAGAAGAAGGUUGGUCAGUAUCGUCCUUUCGGUAUACUGGAACCGACACCUGCCAAAAGCGCUCGAAAAGAAAUGAGUGAAGUAAUGACAACUGUUUGUGAAUUGGCAUCCAUCAGAGCUGAAAUCAAAGAGGUCGAUAAUGCUAUGGAAAAGUUAAUGGAUAGCUUUAAGAAGGACAAAGAAUUAUCUGCUUUAUUAUCAUCGAUGAAAGUCUCCAAUUAG
Messenger RNA from Auanema sp. JU1783, 555 nucleotides. Lineage: Eukaryota; Metazoa; Nematoda; Chromadorea; Rhabditida; Rhabditidae. The record is from the annotation of a GenBank genome assembly.